UAAAAAAAACCGCAAAAAACAAACAUGGCGUUGCUUGUCUACAUGGUCGCGAGAGGUUUUCUGCUGUGAAGCCAACAUCCUAAUAAGCCCUAAAAGUCAGCCGUCUCAACUCAGUUUCUUCCCCAACUCACCUCUCUUUCAGUUCUCAGGUGGAUCGGAGGUUUCAUUUUCUUUCUUUUUUCUAUUGGAUAAGGAGGGUAGAGGAUAAAAAUAUUAGUAAUGGCAGAAGCGGAACCACUGGAGAUGGCAUAUAUAUCAGAGGUGAUAUUGAAGAAAAGGAAGCACAAGGAAGAAUCGAUUGCACUUACGAGGAAAACCCAGUUGGAGUUGGGGCAACAUGGUGGGAAGAAGAGGAAAUUGGAGGAUAUUAAAAGGCCUGAACAGCUUGUCAGGGAGUUUAGGGACAGGGAAUUGGACCUCAUCCGAAUGAAACAGAGAACUAAGAGGGCAAAAUCAGCAUUGUCCACACCAAAUUCAAAGCUUCUAUUUGUCAUUCGUCUACAUGGCAAAAAUGACAUGCAUCCAAAAACCAGGAAGAUCUUGUACAACCUGAGAUUGACAAGAAUCUUUCAUGGUGUCUUCUUGAAGGCCAGCCCAGGGGUAUUAGAAUUGCUACAAAAGGUGGAGCCAUAUGUUACAUAUGGGUAUCCAAAUGUUAAGAAUGUGAGUGAUCUGAUUUACAAGAAGGGUUAUGGAAAGAUUGACAACAAAAGAGUUCCACUAAUUGAUAAUAACAUUAUCGAACAGGCAUUAGGGAAGUAUGGCACUCUAUGUCUAGAAGACAUUGUACAUGAAGUUGCCAAUGCUGGUCCACACUUCAGGGAGAUCCUUAAUUUUUUGGGGUCAUUUUCACUUAACAAGCCAAAAGAAGGAUUGCAAGGGAAAAGGGCAUUAUUCAAAGAUGCAGGAGACACUGGGAAUCGUGAGAACCAGAUUAAUGAUUUAAUUGAUAAGAUGAAUUAACAUAUGAAACAGGUCCCAUGAUGAAGUGUAAUUCACCUAACCUUCAAAAAUCAUUUCAGCUCUUCUGAUUUUUCUAGUUUCUUUUCUUUUUGUAAGCAAUAUCUCUUCUUGCAACAUUAAAGUCUGUUAACGAGGGAUGAAUGGACAGGUGGAGGGGUGGAAUAUGUGUUUGUAUCCUUUUCUGUUCUGUACUCGUGGUAUUGACAGGGACAUCUGCAGGAAAGACGUGAAUUAAAGGAAAAAUAUUUUUCUUUUA
Messenger RNA from Populus nigra (black poplar), 1219 nucleotides. Its product is annotated as large ribosomal subunit protein uL30z-like. Gene Ontology annotation, biological process: maturation of LSU-rRNA from tricistronic rRNA transcript (SSU-rRNA, 5.8S rRNA, LSU-rRNA). The coding region runs from base 220 to 963 and encodes 247 amino acids. Gene Ontology annotation, molecular function: structural constituent of ribosome; RNA binding. The record is from RefSeq and is a predicted model, not a curated record. The transcript has 6 exons. Gene Ontology annotation, cellular component: cytosolic large ribosomal subunit. Lineage: Eukaryota; Viridiplantae; Streptophyta; Magnoliopsida; Malpighiales; Salicaceae.